ACACGGUCUCUGUAUGAGCUGUUUUUCAACUCUACUGUCACAGGGAUCAUCUUCACAAGAUACUUUCUUGAUCUGAUCUUCAUAUUUAACAUCAUUUCACGCUUUUACAUUGGAUACGAAACUCAUGGAGUGGUUAUAACAGACCCUAAAAAAGUCCGGAAGAAAUACCUUAGGACAUGGUUUUUACUGGAUCUCUUGUCAGUUUUACCCCUUGAAACAAUAACAGUGGCUUUCUCUAAGUUUAAGUUUAUGCAGUAUUCAUAUGCCAAUAGAUGUCUGAGAGUGUUCAGAUUGUUUGGUAUAAUAUCCAUGUUCAGUAAGGAACCAGACACCAACAAACUUCAUCUUACAGCGUUUAGUUUUUCCAUCAUGGUCCUAUGUAUACAAGCCUCAGCAUGCCUCUGGUUUCAUCAGGUGUGUUAUGCAGCUUAUGCUGGUCAUGUAAGGUAUUGUCCCAAAGCGGAGAACUGGUUGCAGCUACUGCCAGAAUUUUCAACCAAUUCUACAGGAAUUACAGACAUGGAGUUCUAUGCUACAUCACUUUACUGGUCAACUAUCACACUGUGCUCCAUAGGCUAUGGAGAUAUACAUGCCACAAAUUUGGAAGAGGCCACAGUUGCAUCAUUUGUGAUGGUGCUUGGAUUGCUUUCCUUUGGGAUCAGCAUGUCUAACAUGAGCUCAGUUAUAACCAACAUGGUUACACAAAGAGGAAGAUUCUACCAUAGAGUGGAUGCUAUUCUUAAUUACAUGAGACAAAUGGGAUUAUCAGAGGAAAUCCAAGAGUGGGUGCACAAACAUUAUUACAAUCUUUGGUUCCAUCAGAAGGGCCGCAACAUUGCAGGAUUUAUGGAUGAUCUUCCAUUUGUCCUGCAUUCAGAUGUUUCAAGUUGUUGUUACAAAACUGUGAUUGAAAAUGCUAAGUUGUUCAGAAAAACAGAAGAUGGCUUCAAAAGGGCUUUGUCGCUGAAAUUAAAAACCUGCACAUAUAGUCCUGGACAAAUUCUGGUUAAAACUGGAGAAAUUCAUCAGAAAAUGUAUUACAUUCAGCAAGGACUUGUACAGGUUAUUGGUAAGAAUCCUGGGAAUGAGAUUGCAAAACUGCUACCUGGCUCAUUGUUUGGAGAGGUCCAUUUGCUGUAUGAAAUCCCUAGAAAUGUUACAAUGUGUGCAUUAACAAAAUGUGAAAUUGUCAUUUUGGAACGCAAGGAUUUGCUUUUACUCUUUGCCGACUACCCUGAAGCUGCUGUUGAGAUUUCCAGAGCUGCCAAGAAACGGCUUCAAAAUUUCAGGCAUCCCGUACAAGAAGCAUGUGCAUAUGGAGUUGCCUCUGUCCCACAAAAUGCUGUAUUUGAAAAGGACCAGAGCACCAACCUUGAAACAAAGGAGCAGAGGAUUUUUGGAGCAUCCUUGGAAUACGUUUUAAACCGGCCCCAUCAAAUUGACUCUUUUUGGAAGAGAACUUUCCACCCUGAAAGUGCUUUUGUAAAAGUCUGGAGGUUCUUUUUCUUCUGGUGCAUCACUGUUUCAGUUUUCCUGGAGAUAUGGGUGGUUUUUUUCACCAGCAAUUCAGAAUCCAAGAAGCUUUUCAGUGAAGGCUGGGGUACCAUUUACCUCGCAGUGAAUGUCCUUAUUUACAUUGUUGCUGCAUUUGAUAUACUAAUGAAUCUUCGCACUGGAGUGCUUAUGGAAGAUGGAAAUGUAACAGAUUUAGCAGAAAUAUUUCAAGUCUAUCGAAAGUCUUGGAACUUGUAUUAUGAUGUCCUGGCAGUUUUACCCUUGGAUUUGAUUGUUUUUGCUUACGGCAAUGCAGAACAUUGGGCAAUUUCAGGCUUAGUCAGGCUGAAUAGACUCAUUUGGAUUCGCAGGAUUUAUCAGUAUUUCUGCCAAAAACAAAGUGACAUAUAUAAGAACCUAUUUGAAGAAAGGACAACAAAAUGCCUCUUCCUCUUGAUUUUCACCGUGCAUUUUUGUGCUGGCCUAUUGUACCUGUCAGCCUGUCAUGAAGAAAGGUAACCUUUUAUUUACUUUUAAUGUCAGGAGGAAUCAUGGGCAUGGAAUGCUGGACUUAAAUCAUCUCAGUCCAAUUUUGAACAUUAUGUAUUUGCAGUAUAUUGGACAAUUACGACUAUGACAAGUGUUGGAUAUGGAGACAUUGUACCUGGCUCUUUGGUAGAACAAUGUCUGGCAGCAGUUGUUGGUGUUGUUGCUUUGCUGGUUUUUAACUAUAUUAUUAGCCAACUUUCUGCCACACUAUCUGGUGAAAAUGCUAAGAGGGUGGCUUUCCAGAAUCUUUUUUCAGAAAUGCGUCACUUCAUGAAGCGACAUGACCUCACAGUUUUUCUACAGAACAGAGUCAUGAAUUAUAUGAAUCUCCUGUGGUCCAAAUAUCAAGGUGAAGCUUUUCCAGGAGGACCCUUUUUAAUGCAUGACUUGCCAGUUGAACUCAAACAGAAUGUCCUCAUGGCAGAGAGAGGGGAGCUUCUGUCACAGAUUCCUUACUUUGCAGAAGCUGCACAGUCAUUUAUACGGGACCUUGCUUUAACUUCGGUUAUGUACUUUUUUCCUAAAGGGGAAAUUAUCCAGUACAGUAAAACUAUUACAAGAGAGCUCUUUUGUAUUCGGAGGGGAACAUGUGAGAUUUUGAAUGAUACUCUUUCAGAAGUUGUUGGACAUUAUCAGAAGGGAAUGCAUUUUGGAGAGGCAGGUUUUUUGUUUGGAAAACAAGCCACGUUGACAGUACGUGCUGUGACAUGCUGUGAAAUUGUAGUUAUUGAUUUUGACAAAAUCAGAGUACUUCUUGAGAAAUAUCCCCUGCUUAAAAGGCAAAUUACAGAAUUCCAAUCAGAGCCAAAAUGCUACACGACAUUGGUGGAGACUGCAGAGAAAUUAUUGAAAAGGCAAUCCCAUCUCCAAGAAUCUGACAUUGCACAGAGACAAAAAGUCACGUUGGCAUUUCAGGGCCGUAGAUUUUCCAAGAAGACAAAAUGUUAUGUGGAGGACUUCGGAAACAUUCCAAUGUAUGCUGGAUCAGAGGAAGAAACUGUUCCAAUGAGACGAUUCAAACGACAGAGCCCAAAGACUUUAAUGGGGCGAAUAACAUAUUUCUUCUUGUCGUCAUGCCCAUCAACUUUCCUAAUGAGGAAAGCCAUUUUGCCCAGCAGUGCAUUUUAUGUAAGAUGGGAAUUUUUCCGGAGCAUGUUAGCAGUCACUGUCAGCAUCAUUACCUCGUUGCUUAUUGCAUUUUUACACUUCAGAAUGGACCUGUGGAUUGUUUGUUACAUACUUGGAUUAUUUUGUUGGGUGGACAUUUAUCUUCGCAUGCAUGUUGCUUUCUAUGAAGAUAAUGAUCUCAAAGUUGACACCUUGGAAACAGCACAUCAUUAUGUCAAAACCGGGUUCCUCGUGGAUUUCAUAACCUGCUUUCCUUGGGAACUUGUGGGAUGGAUUGUGAUUUCACCAUUCAGUGAGAAUGGAUUUUAUGCCAAUAAUGAAGCAUUACAUCAUUAUGCAUACUUAAGGAUUCCACAUGUUUUCCAGUUAUAUCGCAUUCCCUUUGCAUUUUCAUUCUUGCAAGCUGACAUUGCUGCUGAAAGGAACAUCAUUACUGUUUUGAUGAUGUUGCUAUAUUCCGCUUUUUCCGUGCACUUUGCCACUUGUAUUGCCUUUGCAAGUGCAUGCCCUGCAGCAGACCUUCAUGGUAACAUCAGUGAUUAUUUUUUACCAGUGAUAAAGCACAAUUGUACACCAUUGUCGUGGGUGGUACAUGUGGACAAAUCAUUUGAUGUCGAUUUUGGUACUGUUACUUUCCAGCAGUUGUAUUUAACCAGCAUGUACUUUGCAACCACAACAAUAUGUGCUGUUGGAUUUGGGGACAUCUAUCCAUCUCUAAUGGCAAUGAAAAUUGGCAUGACUUUCAUCAUGAUUGCUGCGAUGCUGUUUACUGGCUGGUUAUCAGGCACCGUUACUGCUAUGUUGGCGAACAGAGACGCUAUGAGAGCUGCUUACACAGAGAAAACUGAGAGCAUGAAACUGUUCUUGAAGAGCCACAAAAUAGCUGGGACUUUAUAUGACAGUGUAGUUAGAUUUUACGUAUUUCGAUGGAAACUCACAAAAGGAUUUGACCAGGAUAAACUGACUGAGUAUUUGCCAUCUUCACUAGUUGGUGAUAUAUCAACAGUUCUUUAUGCUGAUUUUAUAGGAAAGGUGUUUGGUCUUAAUCUCCAGAUCAAGAAAACAUUAGAAUCUGAGACACGUCCUUUGUCUCCUGUGGCAAUCACCAAAGCAGGGAAACUCAGUGGACCAUUUUUUGAGACGAUGUUAACAAAGGAGUGUCUGGAGGAGUUAAAAACUGAUGGAUGCUUCAUUCGCUUAUUAGCCAGAAGAAUUUCCCAAUCCCUGUUCAGAGCCGAUGAUCUCAUAUAUAAGAAAAAUGACUAUGGAUCAGAGAUGUAUUUUAUCCACAAGGGAGAAGUGGAGGUUUUAUCAAAGGAUAAUACAGCAGUUCUUUUCAAACUAAAAGCUGGACAGUAUUUUGGUGAAAAAAGUUUGCUAUUGGGAGAACCAAGAGCUGCCACAGUAAGAGCUGCAACAAACUGUGAAUUGUAUGUGUUAUCGAAGAAAAGCCUUGAUGAAGCACUGAUGUAUUACCCUAGCAUUUUCAAGCAGAUGCAAAGUGCAGCUGAUGAGAUGAAAUACCAGUUACACAAAGGAGAUCUUCAGAUAAACACUUUUAAAAAGCCUGGAUCUGCAGGAGAGACUUUCCUUCGGACUGGAUCUGUAAAACUGUAUAGAGAACACAUGGCUGAGGAAGAGCACAGAGCUGAACUCCGUUCACGUUCUUUGGGCACUAGACUAUGUACAUCCAUCUCAUCAGUGCUCAUCCAAUUCUUCUUGAAGAUUUUCAACAAAAUGAGAAGAAUUCACAACAAAACCAUUGAUCCUGAGAGCAAUUUUCGAGUGAUCUAUCAAUACACAUCCUGUCUGCUGAUCACCAUUUUUUUCUGGGCAAUAACAUUCAUGCCCACUGUGUUUGAUGUUGAAUAUUAUUUAUUCAUCCUCACAAUGGGUGUUGAGUUACUUCAGAUAAUUGAGAUCUUCCUGAAGUUUCGCAUUUGUUAUUAUGAUGACAGUGGGACCUUUAUUUCAGAAUACAGAUCAACGUCCCGUAACUACAUGAAGAGGAAAGUGGGAUUUGUCUUUGAUAUGGUCUUUUCAUUUCCAUACGGCCUUAUAAUUUUUCACCAGAUGAAAAGGGAUCCGACAAAAUUCCUGCCUAUGCUUAUUUAUGUCCGGAUUGCACACUUGCCACGCAUUAUUUCACUCAUACUAUUUAUGUGGAAAGAAGAACAAUCAUUAACAAACAAUCUUCUGUUGAUUAGGCUGAUCAAGUACUUCGUACACUCCUUCCUCUUUAUCCACUGUGCGGCAGUACUCUGUGUUUCAUUCGUUGAGAGUCAUGGAAUAAUGUCAUGGGUUGCAGAAACAGAGUUCUAUGACUUCACCGAAAUGUAUAGAUACGCUACCUACUGGAUAUUACAGAUUUACACAACAACAGGCUAUGGUGACAUAACGGCAUCAAACUUUGGAGAAAUGAUUGCAUGUGUUAUGAUAAUGAUUCUGUCUAAAAGUCAAGUGAUUUAUAAAAUGGGACUUCUCGUCGCUGCACAAACAAACAAGAUGACACUGCAGGAAGCUUUUGAGGAAAAACUGCAGACUAUUCAGGAACACAUGAUGCAUGAGAAAGUCCCAUCUACAUUACAAAAUCGUGUGACGCAGUUCUACAGUUAUCAGUGGAACCGCACUAAAGGGACAUGCGCAGAGGUUUUGUUCAAAGGCGUCCCCCGCUGUUUGAAAAUGGACAUUGUGUCAAGAAUCUGCAUGCAGCAUUUAAAGAAGCAUCAUUUAUUCUCCCACCUAAGAGAAGCUGUCAUGAGGGAACUCUCCACCAGAAUUCUCUUCCGCUGUUUCCCUGUUGGAGAAUUUAUCUACAGAAAGGGAGACAUUGCCACUGGAAUGUACUUGAUAUUAAUUGGCAAGGUUAAUCUGUGCCUGGACAAAAGAGGUAGAAACGUCUUUCAGCGUCUCUCUGCUGGAGCAGCUUUCGGUGAUCACUUUUUACUGGAACGUAAACACUCUGACACUGCCAUAGCCACAAACUACGUGGACAUCGCCAUGCUCUCCAAAGACGCUCUGGAAGAUGUGGCUCUCUUGUGCCCGUCUGUUGGCAAACUGCUCAAGAGAGCUUCUGAAAUGCCACAGCUGUAGUAGUACACCUGACACACUUCCUUAUUGUGACCGAUAGUAGUUGAGCGGUGGUACGUUUGUUAGAGUUGUUAAGUGUGACUUCAAGUCCACUCUGCUGCUGGAAGAUAUUUUGUUCUAAUGGAGUGUGACUAUUAGGAGUUUAGUGCUGAUAUUGUAGUUUUUGUAGUGUGAUGUUAAAUAGUUAUGUUGUAAAGCUUAUUAUUAAAUGUGACUGCAGGUUGAUAGUGCUUAUAAAAGCUGUAUUUUGUUUGUCAUUUCUAACUGAAUGUAGAAUCUGCUAAAUUAAGUUUAAGGAUAUUGUUAUAUUUUGUAAUGGCUGAGAAAUGUAAGUGCAUAAGUGCUGAAUACCUCUAAAACUGAACCUAACCUGCUUAGAAUCGUCUCUGCCUAUUAUUAAU
Messenger RNA from Cyprinus carpio (common carp), 6662 nucleotides. RefSeq lists its product as uncharacterized. The record is from RefSeq and is a predicted model, not a curated record. Gene Ontology annotation, cellular component: membrane. Gene Ontology annotation, biological process: potassium ion transport; transmembrane transport. Gene Ontology annotation, molecular function: voltage-gated potassium channel activity; protein-containing complex binding. NCBI's taxonomy places the organism in Eukaryota, Metazoa, Chordata, Actinopteri, Cypriniformes, Cyprinidae.